AUGCCGUGCUCGGCCGGAUUGAUCUAUCGCGACAGAAAACCGUUCGCGCGCACGCACGAACCGGGAAAGAAGGCCGCGAUCGGCCGAAAUUUUCGUAUCGGAACGGACCGACCGUGCCGGUCGAUCCGGGAAACAACGAUCGGCCUCGGCCGAAAUCUCUCGGCCACGAAAAUUUGGCCGACCAAAUCGCUCGACCGCGACAAAAUCCAUCGGCCAUCGGCCCAAAAUUUUCUAGGCCAAGGUACACCAAUGGCAAAGACAAAAGGAAAUGAGAGUAUGAAGAAGAAGAAGAACCCAUUCAUGGAACCACCAAAGAAGCAAAUCAAGCUAGGGAGUAGUAGCUCCAAUGCAAGAGCAGCAAUACCAACUUCACCACAUUCCAUUGAUGCAAUCAAGAACAUGUGGAGAGUCCAAGAAGAGGAGAAGAUGAUUGGGCACUUGAAGCUAGCUCAAGACUUGGAAGGCAAGAAGCUUUGUGUUCGUUUUGGGAGGCUUAUCACGGCCAUAGUACUGCAUGUGGGGAUUGACAUUCCCAACUAUGAGCCACUACCCAAGCCAACCCCUUUGGAUCUCCAUGCUCUUCAGCACAUCCACUUCCUAAACCGUUGGACUAAAGACCCAACUCGGUUUUGCUAUGAGUUUCCAAUUGGUCCAGCCAACACUUCCCUUGUCUUGCUGCCACAUGAAGACAUCCCAAGCCUACGCUCAGGUGUUGUCACUUUCCAGCCCAAUGAGGAAGAGUUCUAUGUUCCAUCAAGUGAGAAACCAUCAUUCCCCAUGCUCACCUAUCGCACACUUCAGCAUGCAGUCAAGACUCAACGCCGCCUCCAAGAACGCCAUGUUCUCACUACUGGCAUGGCUGCGCAUCAAGCUCUAGACCGUGUUAACAAGCUGGAGAAGAUAGUGGAAUGCCAAUCUCGCUUCAUCUCACGCCUAGUCCGCGUAGUUCGCCACAUUGCACCGGAGAGACUCUUUCGCCCUUCUUCCACCGCUAGAGAGCCAUAUGAGCCUGACCUUGGUGAGUUCUCACUAGACUCAGAGCUUGGUUCAGAAGGCGAUGACCCCAUAGAUGAGGAAGAGAGUUCUUCUCACUGCCACACAUAG
Messenger RNA from Microthlaspi erraticum, 1104 nucleotides. The record is from the annotation of a GenBank genome assembly. NCBI's taxonomy places the organism in Eukaryota, Viridiplantae, Streptophyta, Magnoliopsida, Brassicales, Brassicaceae.